Messenger RNA from Saccostrea cuccullata (small rock oyster), 5451 nucleotides. RefSeq lists its product as uncharacterized. Gene Ontology annotation, biological process: protein localization to ciliary inversin compartment. Gene Ontology annotation, molecular function: protein binding. The record is from RefSeq and is a predicted model, not a curated record. Gene Ontology annotation, cellular component: ciliary inversin compartment. Lineage: Eukaryota; Metazoa; Mollusca; Bivalvia; Ostreida; Ostreidae. The transcript is spliced from 7 exons. The annotation marks the transcript as partial.
ACAUGGCUGGCACUUCUGGACCGGAAAUGCCGGAGGGCAAGGCAGAUGAAGACGAGGCUGUGACCCAGUUUCUGAUGAGUAUUGGCCUUGACUGCCUCACAGAACUGUUCUCAAGACAGAAAAUAACCAUGGAUAUUUUAAAGGAAAUGACUUCAGAAAAUUUGAAGGAGGCUGGAGUACAGGAAUAUGGUUACAGACACAAAAUUAUUAAAGAACUUUACAAAAGAAAAGGGACUUUGGCGUCUGUUCAAAGGUCAAUAUAUCAACGAAAAAGAAAAGCAAUCUUUGAACAGCAUAAUUUGAUACCCAGCAAGAAACACUGCAAACUUGGGAAAACUAUUUAUCAAAAAACUGCGCCGUACCCGAUGAGAAAAUCUGUGAAACCAAGAACACAAAUACCACAAAUUCAUCAGACGGCAGCUUCGACACAGACAUCCUUCCCUUCAUCUCAAAAUAAUUUGUCAAGUACAAGGAAUUCAAAUAAUCAUGGGUUGAUGCAAACCGUGGCUACUCAAAACAUCUCACAAACAGUUUCUUCCAACAGUUUGAGUAAUACUAAUUCAAUAUUUCCUGCCACUAGUAAUAGUCAAAUUGCUACAAGAAGUACCAACCAAUCGAUGCUGGUAAAUAUCCAACCAAUUUCAGCAGGUAAUAGCCAAGGCACGAGUCAGUCAAUUAAAUUACCCAACCAGUCCUCUGUCAGUCCAUCAGCCACACCUUGUAUCACUACCUCAUCCUCCUCCUCAACAUCGACUUGUUCAAGUUGUGCAACAAAGUCUUCGUCUGCAUGUGCUUCACAUUUAACCCUUACAUAUGACAAUGAUGACGCCAUUACGGAGGAUGAAAAUAGGUUCUUAAGGUUUUUAUUGUUGGCACAACUGGGCACCGAAGCUCUGAGGAUGGCAUUUGACAAUAAAGUUCCACCACCCCUCCUGGCUUCUCAUCUACAGACUCAUACACGCAAACUGAAGGAGAGAUGUACUUCUCAGCAGAUGAAAGUCCUUUUUCCAACCUGUCCGGUAUCGACGACAAACUUUGAUACAACUUUGCUCUACACUCUUUUCCGUAAUACAGUGAGUGUAAAGGCACCCUCUAAUGGUUGGGGCAAAGAUCCUCGACCUCACAACACCUCUCUUACUGAUGAUAUAGAGCGUGUUAGGAUACACAGAAACUCCAUCUGUCAUGGGAAGACUUCAAUGGAUCAACUGACUUUCCAAAGAAAAUGGUUUGAUUUAUCAGAGGCAAUUUCUCGUUUGAGUAAUGGAAAAUUGAAAAAAGAAACCUCUUCUUUGGAGACGAGAAAUUUUGAUAAGAAAGCUAGGAAGAGUAUCAUGGAUGACUUUGAUCUCCUAAAAAAUAGAGUCUCAGAGUUGGAACAGACUCAUAUACCAGCGCACAUAAAAGAACGUCAAACUGAGGAGAUAAAAAUCUGGGAAGAAGAUGAUGAAGUGUUUUGUGAAACUCGUGCCUUUAAAGAGUUUGAAGAGAUGAUGAAUAUUCAUAAUGUUGUCACCAUUAUAGGAGGGCCAGGUACAGGAAAAACAACAAAGGCACGCCAUCUAGCGAUCAAAUACAAAAGCGAGGGAUGGGAGAUCAUCCCAGUCAUUUGUUUAGAGGAUAUCAAAAACUUUGGACAUUUCAGUGUGAAACAGCUUUUUUUGUAUGAUGAUCCAGCAGGCGUGUUUGGGUUUGAUAGGUCAAGAUACAAUUCCUUAGUAGAUUUUACAAAAAUUAUAAAGUCCUUAUCAGAAAAACAAGCAAAAUUCGUUUUCACCUGCAGAAAAGCAGUGUAUAAUGAAGGAAGAAAAUUAGACCUGUACAUUUUUCAAAAUACGAUAGAUAUCGAAAGCAAAAGAAUGUCCCUUACAACAACUGAUAUGAUGAAAAUGCUCACAAUUCAUUGUGAGAAAUGCAGAGUUGAAAAAUCUGUAUAUCAAUCAUUGUCACUUAAAUCAGGAUCUGUAAUGUUUCCUUUGCUUUGCAAACUGUUUUCGAAAGAAGUCCAAUAUCAAAAAGAUGGCGAACGAUUUUUUGAAAUGCCUAAGCAGUGUUUGGUUGCAGAAUUUGAGAAAAUGAAGCUUCUAAAUAAGACUCACUACGCCUCGUUAGCUCUUUGUGUGCUAUCUCAGAACAGGCUUAACAUGCAUGAUUGGAAAGAUACUGAAACAUUAAGUCUUAUGGUUAAACAAUUCAGGAUAGAGGGAUCAUUGUCUGAAUUGCAAGUAUGCGAUGCUUUAAACGAAAUGAAUGGGACAUAUGUCAUCAAAAUUGAUGAAAUAUACACUUUUGUUCAUGACUCCAUAUUUGAAGUAAUGGCAUACAUGUACGGGAGAGAAUUCCCCGAAAUGGUCAUAUCUAAGAUGAACAGUGGAUACAUUUCUAGAUGUGUGAGGCUUAAACCCGAUGCACAAUCAAAUCUUAAUUCAUUUGUUAUCAUUCCAGAAGAAACAUACCCUGUCCUUGCUGAAAGACUUUAUGAUGACAUCAAGGAUAAGCAAUUUUAUGACGUCUUCCAAAAUGAAUGUUUGAAAGAGCAAUCUUUUUUACAUGACUUCAUCAAAUAUCUGAAUACAAAGCCAAACGAAGAUUUAUAUGAAACUUUUCUGAAAAAUCAUGAUUAUGUCCCUCAUCUCAUUGCCACAGAAUUUAUUGAUAAAAUUGACGAAGGACGAAAAUACAUUUUUGAAAGACUUAUUGUGGGUGAAACAUAUGCACAGGUGAUGACCGAUUCCUUUAUGGCUGAAGAUGAAGAAAUGCCUGAAAAUAUAACAACAUAUAAAACUAAAUAUCAGAUCAGGGCGCUUAACUGGGUAGUUGCUUACGGCCACGAUGUUCUUUUUGAAUUUCUUAUGAAAAGAUUCUCUCUUCAUGAGUUAGCUAGGAAGGAAAUGUCUUUGUUUUCGUUAUCUGAACAAUCUCAUCUUCUUGUUUUGAGUACGUUUAGUGCCGAUUCACAAAUUACAAAGAAACUAAUUAGAUACUUAGAUAUCAACUGUAAUGACGAAAGUCCUAGUGGUAAAUUUGACUCCUUAAAUAUCCACAUGUGUUAUACACCUCUUACCGCCGCAUGUGUAGGAGACAAUUGUGAAACAAUAGAUGUCUUGCUUGAUGCUGGGGCAGAUAUCAACAAACGUGAUGAUAUGCCUGAGGGAGAUACGCCGCUUACAUUUGUAGCCAAACAUGGAAAUAUAAAGACCGUUGAACAUUUGAUCAUGAGGAAUGCGAAUAUCGACAAGGUUAAUGGUUACAAUAAAUCACCUUUGUAUUGCGCGUCUUAUUUCGGUCAUGUCAAUAUUGUUAGAUUCUUGGUUGCAAAUAAGGCUAACGUUAAUAUAUGUGAUGCUAACAAUAAGUCUCCCUUAUUUGUUGCUGCCGAGGAGGGAUUUAUCGAAAUAGUAGACGUACUAGUGAAAAAUGGAGCAGAUGUUACUAUUUGCGAAAAUAAUGAAAAGAAAACAGCAUUAUAUCAGUCUAUCAGUAAAAAGUACGUAGACAUAUCAAGGUUGCUUUUAAAAUCGAGUGUAUAUGACACAUUACUGAAUUCAGAUACCGUUGAUCUGAUCUUAAGAGAAGGAUUAGAUCUCAACGUUCUUGACAGUGAAGGCAGAACAAUGUUACAAUGGGCUAUAAAGAAAAAAGAUAUUGUAACUUGUAAGAACUUAAUUGAACAUGGAGCCAAAGUUGAAGGUCUAUUGGAAAAUGAAAUACAUUCUCUUUGGUCGUACGCCUUAAUGUCUUACAAUUUCGAAGACUUGAAGUUUACAGUGAAAAAGUUUGGUCAGCCUUUGCGCACUGAUAUCCCUUGGAAUGAAUUUCAUUUAUCGAUGGCAUUAGCUGAAAAUAAUUUUGAAGUAGUUAAUGUUCUGCUAAAUCUUAUCUCCAAUUCUCAUAACCAAGAUCAGAUAUUGCAGGAACUCGUUACAACAGCAAUACAUAGAGGAAACAUAGAACUUGUAAAAAGAGCUGUGGCAUGCCAGGUAGAAAUUGUGAACAAAUGCGAAUCAUCACUUUCCUUAUUUGGUCCGAAGAAUACAACGCCAUUGAAUAUAGCCAUACAACAUGGACACGCUGAUAUUGUUAAAUAUUUGGUAGAAAAUGGAGCAUAUAUAAAUAUGCCUGAUCAAGGAAACAGACCCAAAUUUUACAGAGCAUUAGAUUUUGGAGAUAAUGAAACCGUUGAAAAAAACACGCAAUAUAAAUUCAAUAUAAGGUUUCCCAAGGGAUUUGAGGACGAAAUACCUUUACAUUUUGCAGUAAAAAACGGUCAGGCAGAAAUUGUGAAAUAUCUUGUUGAAAGAGGGUCAGAGACAAAUACUACUGAUUUGGGGAAAAACACUCCACUUUAUUACGCAUCAGAAAUCGGGAAAAACGAAAUUGUUGAAUGUCUUGUUGAACAUGGGGCAGAGGUUAAUGUUUAUGAUUCUUGGAAAAGGACGCCCUUAUGCAUGGCAUCAAAAAUCGGUCACAACAAAAUUGUUGAGUAUCUAGUAGAACAUGGGGCAGAGGUUAAUGUUUCUGGCUUUUGGGAAGGGACACCCUUAUGCAUGGCAUCAAAAAAUGGACACACCAAAAUUGUUGCAUAUCUAGUCGAACAUGGGGCAGAGGUUAAUGGUUCUGAUUCUGGGGAAGGGAUGCCCUUAUGCAAGGCAUCGGAAAACGGACACACCAAAAUUGUUGCAUAUCUAGUCGAACAUGGGGCAGCGGUUAAUGGUUCUGGAUCUGGGGAAGGGAUGCCCUUAUGCAUGGCAUCAAAAAACGGUCACAACAAAAUUGUUGAGUAUCUAGUCGAACAUGGGGCAGAGGUUAAUGUUUCUGAUUCUUUGAAAAGAACGCCCUUAUGCAUGGCAUCAGAAAACGGUCACAACAAAAUUGUUGAAUAUCUUGUCGAACAUGGGGCAGAGGUUAAUGUUUCUGAUUCUUUGAAAAGAACGCCCUUAUGCAUGGCAUCAGAAAACAGUCACAACAAAAUUGUUGAAUAUCUUGUCGAACAUGGGGCAGAGGUUAAUGUUUAUGAUUCUUUGAAAAGAACGCCCUUAUUCAUGGCAUCAAAAAACAGUCACAACAAAAUUGUUGAGUAUCUAGUCGAACAUGGGGCAGAGGUUAAUGGUUCUGAUUGUUUGGAACGGACGCCCUUAUGCAUGGCAUCAGAAAACGGACACACCAAAAUUGUUGAGUAUCUAGUCGAACAUAGGGCAGAGGUUAAUGGUUCUGAUUCUGGGGAAGGGAUGCCCUUAUGCAUGGCAUCAGAAAACGGUCACACUAAAAUUGUUGAGUAUCUUGUCGAACAUGGGGCAGAGGUUAAUGGUUCUGAUUGUUUGGAACGGACGCCCUUAUGCAUGGCAUCAGAAAACGGACACACCAAAAUUGUUGAGUAUCUAGUCGAACAUGGGGCAGAGGUUAAUGGUUCUGAUUCUGGGGAAGGGAUGCCCUUAUGCAUGGCAUCAGAAAACG